Piliocolobus tephrosceles (Ugandan red Colobus) is the source of this 1112-nucleotide messenger RNA. It is a transcript of the gene PDCL3, whose product is annotated as phosducin like 3. Gene Ontology annotation, molecular function: vascular endothelial growth factor receptor 2 binding; protein folding chaperone. Gene Ontology annotation, cellular component: cytoplasm. The record is from RefSeq and is a predicted model, not a curated record. The coding region runs from base 153 to 872 and encodes 239 amino acids. Gene Ontology annotation, biological process: positive regulation of gene expression; angiogenesis; protein folding. NCBI's taxonomy places the organism in Eukaryota, Metazoa, Chordata, Mammalia, Primates, Cercopithecidae. The transcript has 6 exons.
GCUGUUGCUUCCGCCCUUACUCCGCUCAACUCGUCCCUGGGCGGGGCGGAGGCAGGGCUGGGGGAAGAGGCGUGACGGCGCUGUGCGCGUGCACAAAAGGGAACUGUGGUGGGCGCGCCGCGGCACAGCUGGCUUGAGCAACUGGAAACAAGAUGCAGGACCCCAACGCAGACACUGAGUGGAAUGACAUCUUACGCAAAAAGGGUAUCUUACCCCCCAAGGAAAGUCUGAAAGAACUGGAAGAGGAGUCAGAUGAGGAGCAGCACAUCCUCCAGCAGUCAGUGGUGAAAACAUAUGAAGAUAUGACUUUGGAAGAGCUGGAGGAUCAUGAAGACGAGUUUAAUGAGGAGGAUGAACGUGCUAUUGAAAUGUACAGACGGCAGAGACUGGCUGAGUGGAAAGCAACUAAACUGAAGAAUAAAUUUGGAGAAGUUUUAGAGAUCUCAGGGAAGGAUUAUGUUCAAGAAGUUACCAAAGCUGGCGAGGGCUUGUGGGUCGUCUUGCACCUUUACAAGCAAGGAAUUCCCCUCUGUGCCCUGAUAAAUCAGCACCUCAGUGGACUUGCCAGGAAGUUUCCUGAUGUCAAAUUUAUCAAAGCCAUUUCAACAACCUGCAUACCCAAUUAUCCUGAUAGGAAUCUGCCCACGAUAUUCGUUUACCUGGAAGGAGAUAUCAAGGCUCAGUUUAUUGGUCCUCUGGUGUUUGGCGGCAUGAACCUGACAAGGGAUGAAUUGGAAUGGAAACUGUCUGAAUCUGGAGCAAUUAUGACGGACCUGGAGGAAAACCCCAAGAAGCCGAUUGAAGACGUGUUGCUGUCCUCAGUGCGGCGCUCUGUCCCCCUGAGGAGGGGCAGCAGUUCCGAGGGUGACUGAGGCUACAGCUGCUCUCACAUGCCGAACUUUCUUGUGACACAUUGUCUGGAUUUUUUAAAAAAAGAAAAAGCAAGAAUGAAUCCUUCUGUUUUUUAGUUUUGUAUAAAUUAUGUUUCAAAUCUUUACAUUUUAGAAAUAAUCAUUGCUGGAAAUUCUGUUAAAUAUUUUGGAACUCUUUUUUUUUUUUUUAAUUACAGUAUUUCCUCUAAAAAAAUUAAAACCAGCCAUUUGUAUGGCAAA